GCUGACACCCAGAUGCAGCACCCGGGCAGGGUCUCCUUCAAGUUCAUCGAUAAGAUGCAGUUGAACGACUCCGUCUGCUACGUGAAAGCCGCUUUUCCUCUGCUGGGCAAGAUCCUGGAGAGAACGGAGUUCAAGGAGAACUCGUCCAACGCCAAGAAGAUGCAGAUGGUGCGCAGGAUGUACAGCCGCAUCGACGAGAACGUCGACCCCUGCAUCAGGGAGGAGGAUGAUGAGGAGAGACAGCUCUCACAGAUGUGCUUCGAGGAGUUCACCACCUCCCCCUACGAGAUGCUGGUGCUGGUGAAGGAAUUCUUCCAGGACAUCAACCAGCUCCUCCAGAACCAGGAGACCUUCGAGAAGGACUGCAGCCAGGUCUACCGCAGGACCUGCUCGGGACCCAGGGAGACCGGAUCCUCACCAGGUGUGGGGACAGAUCCUGACUGCAAUUGCCUGUCCCCUGCCCUCCCUUCUGCCACCCAGCCCUCCCUCUCCGCUGCCACCCAUGCCAGCAAGGAGGUGGCACCCGCUAGCACCCGGGUCCCUUACAGCCACCUCCAUGCCACCCUCGCUGACUUAGAUGCCCCGUCUUGGCCCCCCAGUAGCACGGAUGGUGGCUCGGGGACCGAGGAGGUCCUGGGUGCCGGGGUAGGUGACGCGGCGUCAGCGCGGUCCCCUGCGAUGCAGCAGACAGCUCCAGCCGACAGCGCCGAAGCCCUCCUGGGCCCCAGCUUUGACUCUGGCUUUGUUCUGAGCGCAGAGCAGCGCAGGAAGGAGCCGGCCAUCAGGGAGGGCCGCCGGGAGCCCCUGAUAUACAUCACGGUGGCCAGCGUGGUGGCCGUCUUGCUGGCCGUGGGAGGGCUGCUCUUCUACAAGUAUAAAUCCAGGAUCCUGGAGCGGCCGCUGGAAGAUGGAGGCUGCGACCCCCAGGAAGAGAGGAGGGCGCUGCGGGGAGCGAGGGGAUGUCCGGAGCUGGAGACUCAGGACCUCUAA
Messenger RNA from Opisthocomus hoazin, 990 nucleotides. NCBI's taxonomy places the organism in Eukaryota, Metazoa, Chordata, Aves, Opisthocomiformes, Opisthocomidae. The record is from RefSeq and is a predicted model, not a curated record.